Messenger RNA from Spathaspora passalidarum NRRL Y-27907, 4587 nucleotides. RefSeq names its product tRNA A64-2'-O-ribosylphosphate transferase (gene RIT1). The annotation marks the transcript as partial. Lineage: Eukaryota; Fungi; Ascomycota; Pichiomycetes; Serinales; Debaryomycetaceae. Gene Ontology annotation, molecular function: tRNA adenosine(64)-2'-O-ribosylphosphate transferase activity. The transcript has a single exon. Gene Ontology annotation, biological process: charged-tRNA amino acid modification. The record is from RefSeq and is a predicted model, not a curated record. Gene Ontology annotation, cellular component: cytoplasm.
AAACAAGAAUACAAGAUGACGUUAUCCACCAUCUUGCAACAGAUCAACAAGAAGGGUAAGAUCCAGCCCAAGGUGUCUUCUUCAAGCUCUGGUAAUGAUGAUAACCUUUCGUCUAGGAUUCAAUCAUAUAAAGCAACCACUUCUAACAAACCUAUAGACCCGGUUGUUGCCAAAUUAAAGGAAAAACGACGAUUAGAAAGAGAGAAGAAGGAACAGGAGUUGCGAUUAAAGAAAGGAUUAGCACCUAAACCAGUCAAAUCAACAACUACCAGACAACCCAAAUCAACAUCUGCAUCACCUAAAAAAACCCAACCUAACAGUAAAACUAGUCGUGGACAACCACCUCCACCUCCACCCCCACACCCACUUCCAACCAAUAAUGAUCUAAGAAAGAAGAAACUCAACUUUAACGAGUUAAUGAAGAAAGCAUCGAAAAUAGACCAUGAUAAACUUUCAAUCAAGUUCCCUGCCAAGAGCAAAUCUCCUGAAGUAGGGCCUGCUCGGAUAAGAACACCCGAUAAACCAAACACUAUAAAACCUGACAUUCCAAGGGAUGAAAGGUUCAAGAAACCUGUUGCACAACUAAAACGUGCCAAUACUUUACCACCACCUCCUCCUCCUCCUCCUCUUAAGGCAACCUUGAAAGCGCCAAUACCUACCAGAAAACCUUCAGAAAAGAUCCAACAAAAGAUCAACGAAAAGAAAAAUACAAAGAAAAAGUACCAGGAAUAUGAGGAAGAAGAAGACGAUGAACUUAGUUCAUUCAUUGCAUCUGAUGAAGAAGAAGAAGCAUACGACUCAAGAGAUUACGAUAGGGAUGAGAUCUGGGCCAUGUUCAACAGAGGAAAAAAACGGUCAUACUAUGACCGGUAUGACGAUUACGAUUCAGGUGACGAUAUGGAAGCUACUGGUGCAGAAAUCCUCGAUGAAGAGUACCGUUCUAGAGUCAAUGGGGAAUUGGAAGAUCGUCGUGAAUUAGAGCAAGAAAAGAAGUUGGCGGCUCUUAAAAGAGCAAGACUUCAUAAACUGCGAUAAACAAUAGCGAGCAUUUAAUUUUUUUUUUUAUUUUGUGCAUUUGACAUUUUGUAGAAUUUACAUAACUUUGUAAUGGAUCCGAUCUUUAGUAAUAACAAUGAUAUUAAUGAGAUUAGCAAGAGUCUUAAGAGGUCAGCAUUAUCGUUGACCAAUCGUCUACAGUCGAUAAUUUACGAUUAUUAUUUCGUAUCUAAAGUGCAUGAAAAAUAUCUUGCCCAAUAUCCGCUAGUUGCAAAUGAGCGAUGCGGUCUAUGGUACGUCCCCAAGAAGUAUAGGAAGGAUACGUGUUAUUUCAAAUCUACUGAUGGACAUACGAAUGUGUGGGCAUUUUCUAUGCGUAGAUUGAAUUUACAUUUACUCCCGUUGAUUCACCAGUUUGAUGGGUUGGUGAUUGUUGAUUCAACGCGAAGAGGUAAACUCAUGCCCGAUGCGCUUCUGAAAACUAUCCCUAUCUGGUGUGCAGUUAUAAAUAGUAUACUAUACCAAGGUGAAACUGAAGAAUCUAUAAUACAAGAGGUGCUUGCUGAAGGUGCAACAGCUGAUGAUGUAAAACAAAUUGUCAAGUUAAUGUCUAAUAAUUGGUUGUGUACUCCUCGUGCGAUGGUUUCUGAAAAUGAACAUAAUUCUAUUGUCAAAUUGAUCCCUAGUUUCGUCAAGAAUGUGACUCGUAUGGGAUUAUUUUCCAAGGAGUCUAUUAUGACAACUCUUGUUCAACGGAAACCAUUGGUUCCAACUUGGUACUAUCCAGGAAAAUGUGUGCCAUUGAAAACAAGUUUUCAGUAUAACAUCUGCUGUCUUUCCACAUCCAAAAAGGUCGAGUCCUCAUACGAGCUAAUCAGUGUUCGAUCACUUGAUGAUACAUUUGUAUCAUGGAAUUAUGUCCAAGGAUCAGCUGACGAUCAUGAACUUUGGGUUCCUGAUCAUUUGUGCAAUGGCAACUUUGGACCUGAUUUGUUUUGGGAUGUUGCAUUUGCUGAUAAGAGCCUGGUAUUGGAUGAUAAUACUGGAUUUAUAUAUUCCUGGUUGAGUGAUUCAGAAUUGGAAUUGAGAAUAAAUGCUUAUUUUGAACAGCUGCAAGUUACAAUACCACAAACACUCGAACUUUACAAAGUGGGAGACAUUGGACUUUCAUUUGGAAAGAUCGAUUCCAAUAUUCCCUACUCAUUAUUUCUGGAAACAUCUACAAUUGUCAUUUUAAGUGAAUCUUUUUCCAUUACUGAAGUACCUGAAUCAAAACAGAAAAUGAUAUUGAAAUAUCCAAUACCGUCAGGCAAGAAAGGUUCCAAUACGCUUAGAGCUCUUUUACCUGAAAUGAUGCACAGCUUAGACAUAUCCAAAAGUAUCAUCAUCCUUUGUGAAUCCGGUCGAGAUUUAAGUGUGGGUGUCAUUCUAGUUUUACUAUGCACUUACUUUGACUUAGACUACAAUCGUCUCACUGACCCACCGAGAAUCAGCAAAGACUUGGUAAAACAACAUCUAAGCAAACUUUCGCAAAUCAGCAAGGCCAGCCCGAGCAGAAGUACACUUCAAAGUGUGAAUACGUAUUUAUUUCUGCAUCAAUAAUUAUAUACUAUUCAAGUUCAACGCUAUUGUAGUAGAUUUGGAAAUUCGACUUCAAUUCCUGACAAUACUCUCGCCACUCUCUGACUAAAUUAAUAAUCUCGGGGUUCAUGGAAUAUACCUUUUCGAUAAUUUGGUUAAACUUCUUGGAUAACUUCACAAUCGACUUGAUUCUCUCCUGAUAACUUUCACUAUCUUGUGCCGACGCUUUGGCAGAUAGCUUCUUCGCCAAUUGCAAGCGCAAAUUCUUAACCAUGGUGGUAAAUAGAUCGUCCUUGUUCUUAAUAAGCACAAUCACAUCCGAUUCAUGGUUAGCAAUCAAAUGAAUCAAGUUAAUACAUGACAACACGGUAAUAUCCGCUUGCUCGUCACUUAACCCUGUAAACACAAUAUUUUGGGAGAUUUCACUAAGGUUAACCUCAUAUUGUUUGAGUGUGGAUGAAUCAAGGGAAAAUAAAGUAUAUAAGAACUCAUAGAAAAGCUUUCUAAUCUCCAACCCCUGGUCCAUGGUAUACUUGUACGGACCCAUGGUGAUAACUUUCUUAAAAGCAUCUUCUGCCUUCAAUUGUUGGAAUAUCUUGGGGAGCAACAGGUCAUUUAAGUUGGGCAAUAUACUCAAUGGUUUAUUAUGAAGCCCGGUCAAGAGAUUACCCACCACGAUUUGUCUGAUAUCUAUGUUGACAAUAUCAAUCCAAGAAAUAGACGAGUUGAUCAAUGAGCUCAAGAAUUCAUCAUAUCCUUCCGAAGUUUCCGUACUACUGAGCAACAGUUUGAUAAUCACAAGAAUAAGGUAAACCUCCCUCAAUGGAGGUUGCUUCUUGCAAUACUCCACAAGUGGUGCUCGCUUGGCUGGUGACAAUGUAAUUAUUUUCCCCAAGACUUCACCUGAUUUUCUCAACUCGGCAAUUGAACACAUUUCAAACUCAAUUGAGGAAUUGAAAAUGAGAUUCCAAAUAUAAUCAAAUACGGAGUCGGAUUGACAAUAAUCAACAACUAUAUUCAACGCAUCCAUUAAAUGACCACGGACAUUGGUAUCGUUAUUACUCUCGUAAUUAUCAGCAAAGAAUGAAAGGUUGGCGCUAAUAUCUCUACUAGCAAUCAACCCCAACGCCGUAGAGGCCGAACUAAUAACUGUCUCAUUGGUCAAUUUUUCAUUUUUCAACAACUGUAAUAAUGAAUCAGUGGUGACAGGAAUAGCUCUCAGUUUCCCAAUGUAUCCAAGGAAUCGAAUCACAGGAACAAAUUGUUUGGAAUUGAUGUCGGACUUGACAAACUUUUCGAAUUCCAGCACUCUAGUAUCAAUUUCUAGUUGGAGAUUAUUUCCAAGGGCACAAAUUGCCAAUAUUCUGGCACUGGUUUCACUGGCAGAAUUUAAAUUCGAUUGCAAGUACGCAAACAAUCCUGGGUCAAAAUUACAUGAUGUCUUCACCAAUUCGAAAAACGAAUCAUCACUGGCUUCAAUGCUGCCGUCAUUGACUAAUUGAAUGAUUGUUUGAAGAAGUCUCAUUCUAUAAAUCUCCAGUGAGAAAAUAUGAGCAGAGAGAUAAUUACAAGCUUGGAAAACAUACUUGUAAACUUCCUUGUUUGAUACUCUCAACAACUCAAUCAAGUUUUGCAAUACCACAUCGCUGUGAAUUUCUGUAGAUGGAAUCCGUUGAAUAAUGUUGUUCAAAAGGAUGAGUGAUGCCUUCGAUGUCGCUUCAGUACUGGAGAUAAUCAACGUACUCAACUUUUCAAUAAUGAAAAACGCAUAAUCCUUUGAAAUGAUAGUCUCUGAAGACAAUACUUCAUUAAGUACAUCCAAAGUGGCCUUACUGGUCGAUUCGUUUGAAAUGGAAACCUUGAAAACUUCCAAAAUUUGAUCAUUCUCUUGGGAUAAUCCAUGACAUAAAAUUUCACCCAAUGCAAUAAUACAAAGACGAACCAAAUCACUGGUGUACAAUUUAUGAUUUUGCACUUUUAAAAUCAACCCAGCCACAACUUUGUUUCUAU